GCAAACGCAGAUUUAAAGGUCUGCGGCGCUUCUUCGGCAGAAUGCUGUCAUUCUGUGGCGUGUCCUCGUCUUCUGAGCAGGAUAAGAGGUUCUGAGCUGCAGACUGAGAUUCAGGAGACUGAACCCGUCACAGCAGUAGUUGAAGGGACUAAACCUCCUUCUCUCAGUGUUGAUGGUCCUUCAUCUGCAGACAGAGUCUCUGCUCAAGAGACAAAACUCUUCACAGACGCAGCUCUGAGCUUCGAGACCAUUGAUGUUGAGCGUCUUGUAGAAUUGCUGGCCAGUUUCGGAGUCCAGUGGCAUGAUCUGAGCAAGGAUUCACUGAAGGAGCUGCUCAAGUCUUUGGAGGAACAGGAGGAAGCGUCUGAAGAGAAAUCAGCUGAGGAGGAUGAUGCUGAUCAAGCUGCGCUGGGUCUUCCUAAUUUAGGAAACACGUGCUAUAUGAACUCUGUCAUUCAGUGCCUCCUCAGCGUUUCUCCCUUUCGGGAAGAUUUGCUCUCGCAGCAGGAGAAUCACACAGACAGCGCCACGCUGCUCAGAGCGUUAACUGACCUGCACAUGAGCCGGAUGGACAGCAGUGACUCUGAUCUGAAGGAAACACACUUGGCUAAAGUUAAAAGCUACAUAGAAAGUCACUUUCCAGUUUUCAAGGGACGCUGUCAGCAGGAUGCACACGAGUUCUUCAUGGCUUGUCUGUCCCGUCUAAAAGAGGAAAGCAUGAGCUUGAGAUCGUCUCAUCCCUCAUACACUUGGCCCGUGUCCAGUAUGGAGUUCAAGCUCAGAAGCGAGCGCACCUGCAACAGCUGCGGCCUCAUGAAGAGUUUCACAGAGGAAUCAAACUGCCUCUCGCUGGUCAUCGGCCCUCAUGCGAGUCUCACAGACAGUCUGCAGCAGUACAUGAACGCGUCGUUCAUUGAUUGCGUGUGCAGUCUGUGUGGAGGACCACAGGCCUCUGAGACCCUGAAGUUUCUCUCUCUUCCUCGGGUCCUGGUCCUUCUGGUGCAGCGCUUUGACUUCACGUCCUCCAUGAUCAAGCUGAAGAAUCGACUGGAGAUUCCUGAGGAGCUGACGCUGUCCUGCGUUAAAGAGAGAACAAAGCAGCCAGAGACAGACGAAAACAGCAGAGCAGGCAGCCGAUCAUUUCUCCAGAAAAUAUUCAGGAAAAAGAACAGAGUUGCUCCACAGACACCACAGGAAAGAGAUGGAUAGAUAUAUGGAUAGAUAGUCAGACAGA
Molecule: messenger RNA, 1234 nt
Organism: Onychostoma macrolepis
Lineage: Eukaryota; Metazoa; Chordata; Actinopteri; Cypriniformes; Cyprinidae
Product: ubiquitin carboxyl-terminal hydrolase 37-like
Exons: 11
Biological process (GO): protein deubiquitination
Cellular component (GO): nucleus; cytosol
Molecular function (GO): cysteine-type deubiquitinase activity; cysteine-type endopeptidase activity
Source: RefSeq, a predicted model, not a curated record